Messenger RNA from Notodromas monacha, 2460 nucleotides. The record is from the annotation of a GenBank genome assembly. Lineage: Eukaryota; Metazoa; Arthropoda; Ostracoda; Podocopida; Cyprididae.
AUGGUGAAUGACAGAUGGCAUUUUACUGGGGUUGCCAAUGCCAUCAUCUUUAGGCUGAUCGUUGACGGGAGCCUGGGAAGUCGGGCCCGUGAUGGCGAGACUUUUUCUCGGCCAUGUUGCUCCAGCACUCGUGACGACCAUCUUGCUCGUUACCUGCGUCAGGUGUUUUCUCCUCUGAACGGAGUGCGUGGAUUCCUGGACGCGACCGAGUUUGGCAACUGGAUGAAGUUUGUGCGGAGUGUCGACAGUAACGGACGUGAGCCGAACAUGAAACCGAUUCUCAUUUCCGGAGAGAUAUUUUACGAGACUUUGCGAGAGCUUAAACAAGGCGAAGAAUUGUUGCUUCCCCCGAAGGAACCGAUUCUUUUGCAAGGAUCCAGCAGAUCAGCAACAAGGGGAAACAGUGAUGAAUCCGAAGGUGAUAGGGACGACACUGAGGAAGGCGAGGCUGAGGAGACUGUUCUCAAGUGCAUCGCGUGCGAGCUCAGCUUCCAGGACUGCAGCCAGUUGGACCAGCAUUUGGUUCAGUCGCAUGGUUACACUCCUGGACAACAUGCCUGUGACAAAUGUGGACAGUCCUUCAGCUGGAAGCCGAAUUUGCUCCAGCACCAGCUUGAGGCCCAUGGGGAUCGCAAAAGGUUCUCCUGUGAAAAUUGCGGCAAGGUGUUCACCGACCCCAGCAACUUGCAGCGCCACAUCCGGAGCCAGCACAGUGGCGCCCGGUGCCACGCGUGUCCCGAGUGCGGCAAGACCUUCGCCACUUCCUCGGGCCUCAAGCAGCACACCCACAUCCACUCGUCCAUCAAACCAUUCCAAUGCGAAGUCUGCUACAAGGCCUACACCCAGUUCUCCAACUUGUGUCGCCACAAGCGGAUGCACGCGGAUUGCCGGAACCAGAUCAAGUGCCACAAGUGCGGCCAGGCCUUCUCCACCGUCACGUCGCUCACCAAGCACAAGCGGUUCUGCGACUCCACUCCGGGACCCGGGACCAUACCCGGGGGAAACCCAGUCACGGGCAACCCGACUGCGUCAUCUCUAUUCCGCCCGACCCCGACUCCUCAAGGCGUCGUCCCGUCAUCCGCCGCCUCGUUGCCUCAUCCACUGCCGCAUCAAGGACCACCGGCAUCGCAGCAGGUGCCAUCGGGUCCACCGCACCACGCAUUCCCGUUCUACCCGCCACCCUCAGCAGCAGCAGCCACGCUGUUGUCUCAGUACUCGCUGCUGAACCACGGUGGUCCCCUGUUCCCCGGGAUGCCGACGCACAAGGCGCCAGACAACUUCAUGGCGCUCGCUGCGCUGUCUAAUAUUCUUCGUGCGAGUGGUGCCGCAGCUGCGGCGGUUGCUGCCGUCACAAACAACAACAACAACAACAACAACAACGGCAACAGAACCACCAACAGCAAGGACCACAGCAACAAAGAUAAUUCUUCGCAUUGCACGGACUCGGCUCGUAGUUCCUCCGGGUCACCGCCGCCACCACAACCACCGCCUCCUCAUCAUCAUCAUCCCACCAGCAACGCCACUACUAUUAAGGAGGACGAAGCGAGCAAAAAUGGGGAUUCUUUCCCGCUGGAUUUGCGAGUGGACGUGAAACGUGAUGAAGCAGAUGACGGGGAUGUCGACGACGACGACGACGACAACGACGACAACGUCGAUGAUGACGACGAUGAUGAUGAUAAUGACAAGGUUUCAUCGAAUAGCGUCAUCAUUGGGAAACAUCCCAGGAACGAAAGCCCCGGAAACGAAGAAAAAGAUGGCGAAACCGCGACGCCGUCAGAGUCGACAGAGUUGCCAAUAAGUUUGCAAUCGCCGUCGGAAGCGAAACGACAGCGAUUAUCCUUGCCUUCUGCUGGUCUGCCACCUUCGACACCUCCGUCAGAUCAGUUAUUGGCACCCAGGACCCCGUUUCCUCAUCACCCGCUCAUGUUGAAUGGCUAUGUUCACCGGAAUCCCAUGGCGAGGUUUGAACUGCCGUUCCCACACGGGAUGAUGGGCGCCGCGGCGGCGGCGGCAGCAGCUGCGGCGGCCGCGGCUGCAGGCGUCCCUUCCCGGGACACCAGUGCCAACACCAAGACCCGGUCGGACAGGUACGCGUGCAAAUUCUGCGGCAAAGUGUUUCCCAGGUCGGCAAACCUCACGCGCCAUCUGCGCACGCACACGGGCGAACAGCCGUACCGGUGCCAGUACUGCGAACGGUCCUUUUCCAUCUCGUCCAACCUCCAGCGACACGUGCGGAAUAUUCAUCACAAGGAGCGGCCUUACAGGUGUCACCAGUGCGACAGGACCUUCGGGCAACAGACGAACCUGGAGCGCCACUUGCGGAAACACGAGACCGGGGAGGCGACCACUCCGAGUCCCACAGUGGCGUCCAACACCACCACCACCACCACCACCACGCCAUCGACCGUCACUGGCACCACGCCAACCAGCACCACCACUGCUGUUGCCGCCGCGGACUGA